UCAAAUUAGUUUUUCCGACUAUAAAAGGACACCCCUUUUGUGUUUCUCAUCACCAAUCAUAGUGAUAUACUUCACAAAUUAUAUAUCGUGUUUUCAAGAUAAUAAGUUCAAAAAAUGGGCUUCAUGACUAGAGCAUUUAUCUUGAUCGCUAUGGUUGCAUGUCUUACAUCAGUAGCUCAUGCCAUUGCUGGCCAAGCAACCUUCUACACUCCUCCCUACGUUCCAUCGUCAUGUUAUGGCUACGAAAACCGCGGUGUUAUGAUUCUAGCGGCAAAUCGUGGUUUGUUUAACAACCGAGCUGCGUGUGGGACUAGGUACCGUGUCAGGUGCACCAGCGGAACCAACCUUGGUGUUCCGCAACCUUGCACAGGUAGGAGCGUUGAUGUUACAGUUGUUGAUCUUUGUCCCGGAUGUAAUCCAAAUCAAGUUGAUCUUUCCCGUGAGGCGUUUCAAGUGAUUGCUAAUCCUGAUGCCGGGAGAAUUAACAUAGAGUAUAACCGGAUCUAACUGACAUAUGCAUGCGAGAUGCCAAUAAUAAACUCUCUUUAAGAGUUUAGUAGGAAAUAAAAGACUCAAGGGCAUUGUAGCCAUGUUUCUAUGUGUCUCUCUGAGCAAUUUAUCUACUUUGAAAUAUUGUGCCUCCACCUGUUUAAUUCCCUCAUAUAUGCUACUAUUUCGGAAAGCUUCUUCUU
Messenger RNA from Helianthus annuus (common sunflower), 692 nucleotides. RefSeq names its product EG45-like domain containing protein. NCBI's taxonomy places the organism in Eukaryota, Viridiplantae, Streptophyta, Magnoliopsida, Asterales, Asteraceae. The transcript is spliced from 3 exons. Bases 115 to 507 code for a protein of 130 amino acids. The record is from RefSeq and is a predicted model, not a curated record. Gene Ontology annotation, biological process: systemic acquired resistance. Gene Ontology annotation, cellular component: cell wall; apoplast.